UCGCCCGGGGGGGAUGCACGGCAGAGCCGAGCAUCGCGAACCCCCGGCCUGCGCCUGUGGCCUCUCGGGCGCUGCCUUCCCGAGCUGCGUGCUGGCUGCGCCGGCCCCUCGAUCUUAUCCGCAACGGGCGCCGUGCUCCCCUUGUGCAAACAGCCCCUUGCUAAUCUGUGCUGGGUAAAUACAGGCAGCCCUGGCUCUGGGCGAUUCCUGACAGCAGGGGAGAGUUACGCAAGUCCAUGUGAGCGAUGCUCAAAUCACAGGAUCCCGCACUCACGAUGACUCCAUCCCAGGCGAGGUGGGGUGUCACCGGCAGGUCCGUCUCUUAUACCCCGCGCCAAGAAGAGCUGCUCAGACUUCUCUGGGACGUCUUCCACGCGCAGGCUGCUCCCAGCAAGGACUUGACGCCCGGCCAGGAUGGAGCUGGCAGCCGCCGCGACUCUGCUCCUGGGCCUGUGCUUUGCAGCUGUCAUCUUCCUCUCCGUGCUGAGGGGGCUGAAGCGGGGCAGGAACCUGCCCCCGGGCCCGGCUCCUCUCCCCUUCCUGGGCAAUGUGCUGCAGCUGCGGGCAAGUGCCCUGGUCAAGUCACUGGAGGAGCUGGCAAAGAAGUACGGCCCCGUGUUCACGGUGCACCUGGGCCGCCGGCGCGUGGUGGUGCUGUGGGGCUACGAGGCGGUGAAGGAGGCGCUGGUGCAGCACGCCGAGGACUUCAGUGGCAGAGGGGAGCUGGCGGCCAUCGACCAGGUUGUCCGCGGCUUCGGGCUCGUCUUCUCCAACGGGGAGCGGUGGCGGCAGCUGCGGCGCUUCUCGCACUCGGCGCUGCGGAGCCUCGGCGUGGGCCGGCGGGACGUGGAGCAGCAGAUCCAGGAGGAGGCCGAGUGCCUGGUGCAGGAUUUCCAGGCCACCAAAGGAGCCCCGUUCGACCCGACGCUGUGCCUGAGCCAGGCCUCCUCUGCCGUCAUCUGCUCCCUCAUCUUCGGCCAGCGCUUCGAGAGGGACGACGCGGAGUACAUCAAGCUGCUGGCCAAGACCAACGAGGUCCUGGUGCUCUCCAGCUCCACGCAGGGAGUGCUCUACGAGAUGUUCUCCCGCAUCCUGCGGUUCCUGCCCGGAGCCCAUCGCCGCAUCCGCCGCGACCUCGAGGACAUCGGCCGCUUCGUCACCGAGAAGGUCCAGGAGCACCGGGCGACGCUGGAGUGCGAGCACCCGCGGGAUUUCAUCGACUGCUUCCUCGCCCAGAUGGAGAAGGAAAUCCUCAACCCCUCCACGGAGCUGCACCUCGAGAACCUGGUCAUGACGGCCCUCAACCUCUUCUUCGCGGGCACCGUGACCGUGACCACCACCCUCCGCUAUGGCCUCCUGGUUCUCCUGAAGUACCCGGACGUGGCAGCCAAGAUCAGGGAGGAGAUCGAAGAGGUGGUGGGGCGGGGGCGCCUGCCGGCCAUGGCGGACCGGAGCCGCAUGCCCUACACCAACGCCGUGCUGCACGAGAUCCAGCGCUUCUGCGACAUCAUCCCCCGCAGCCUCCCGCACGCCGUGACCCGGGACACGUGCUUCCGCGGCUACGACAUCCCCCAGGGCACAGACGUCUUCCCCGUGCUGAGCUCCGUGCUGCGGGACCCCAAGUACUUCAGCGAGCCUGACCGCUUCGACCCCGGGCACUUCCUGGAUGAGCAAGGCCAGUUCAAGAAGAACUGCGCCUUCCUGCCCUUCUCCGCAGGGAAGCGCAGCUGCCUGGGCGAGGGCCUGGCCAGCACGGAGCUCUUCCUCUUCCUGACGGCGCUGCUGCAGAGCUUCACCCUGAGCUCCCCCGUGCCCCCCGCCGACAUCGACCUGAGGCCACACGCCAGCGGCCUCGCCAACAUGCCCCCGCCUUUCCAGCUCUGCGCGGCCCCUCGGGAGGAGCCAGAGCCACUCCAAGCCUGCACGGGGACGGGGAGCGCGCGGCCGAGCCACGAGAUGUCCAAGUGAUACAGUCGCCGGGCCAGGCCGGCAUUGCUCCUUGGGGACCCGCCUGGGGUCCAGGAGGGAAGUGUCUGGAGCCUGGGGUCUCCUCCACGUGCGUCCAUCGCCCGCCGCGAAGGGGUGGGGGCACGCGAGAUGCCAGCUGCGCGGACCCGUCUCCGCUGUCUGCAGGCUCAGGCUGCUGAGGCCAGGCCUGGGAAAUGAUGCCCCCCCAGCACUGGUACCGGUCCCGGAGCUGCACCCUGGGGUUUCCGGUUCACGUCUCUGGGGCAGCACCAAAGCCCUCCCAGGGUCCACGGUGCCCUGCGCUUUGCCCAGCAGCGCUGUGGACACAGAGAGCCCGACACCAAGCCCCAGAGGCUCCCCCUGCCUCAGUUUCCUCACUCUCCGGGGUUGGCCCCGGGUCCUUUUCCCACUCUCCCCGAUGUGCCUCAGAGCCCCUUCUCCAACCCACAGCUCUGCCGGCCACCCCCACCCAAGCACGCCUCCCUCGUCCUCCUUUGCACCCAGAGAAGCCCUGCAAGUCUCCUCCUCCCCAGGGAAACUGAGUCACGCUCCAUUCUCCAUCGGAAAGGGGAUGGUCUUGUGCACCAGCUGAAUGCUGCAGGGCUGGGGCUCAGGACACCUGGGUUCUCCCCCCGUCCCUGCCACUGGUCUGCUGAGUUACUUCGGGUGAGACACUUCCCUGGUCCAUGCCUCAGUUUCCCCAGCUGGAAAAUGGGGAGGAAGCUGCCGAGGACUUGCAGGAAGUGCCCUGGGGCCCUGCCAGAGGGGCCAAGGGCUGUUGCUGUGGCCUCAUUCUGUGAAAGCAAUAAAAUAUUGGGUUUUUAAUGAGAA
Messenger RNA from Alligator mississippiensis (American alligator), 2799 nucleotides. RefSeq names its product cytochrome P450 2G1. Bases 415 to 1968 code for a protein of 517 amino acids. Lineage: Eukaryota; Metazoa; Chordata; Crocodylia; Alligatoridae. Gene Ontology annotation, biological process: xenobiotic metabolic process. Gene Ontology annotation, cellular component: cytoplasm; intracellular membrane-bounded organelle. The record is from RefSeq and is a predicted model, not a curated record. Gene Ontology annotation, molecular function: heme binding; oxidoreductase activity, acting on paired donors, with incorporation or reduction of molecular oxygen, reduced flavin or flavoprotein as one donor, and incorporation of one atom of oxygen; iron ion binding. The transcript is spliced from 9 exons.